Molecule: messenger RNA, 3403 nt
Organism: Rhododendron vialii
Lineage: Eukaryota; Viridiplantae; Streptophyta; Magnoliopsida; Ericales; Ericaceae
Exons: 24
Coding region: 142-3021 (959 amino acids)
Biological process (GO): peptidoglycan biosynthetic process
Cellular component (GO): chloroplast
Molecular function (GO): D-alanine-D-alanine ligase activity; metal ion binding; ATP binding
Source: RefSeq, a predicted model, not a curated record
CCAACGAACAGUGAGGGAGACAAACUUCCCCCGUAAAACAGAAAUCAGCUCUCAGCCGUCCUCCAUUUUUAUUUUUAUAAUUCUUCUCGAAUGAUUCACCAUCCCCGUGUACACAACAAACCUUGACAACUCCCCACUUCAAUGCCUUCUUCUCCUCCUUCAUCGCUCUCUCACUCCUCUCUCCCCUACAAUCCCACCCGCCGUGACUCGCCGGAGGCGUCUCUCUUCUCUCAUCGGAGCCGUGUUGCUCCGCCGCGGAGGGACGCUCCUGCGGAGAGACCCGUGCUGAGGAAGCGGUGUUUUGGAGUUCGAGCUGGUACUGGAGUAGUCGGUAAUCGGGGGGUCGAGGAAGGAGCGGGUGAUACGAGGAGAGAGAAAUGUAUGGUUUUGAGAGUUGGGCUUGUUUGUGGAGGUCCGUCUGCGGAGCGGGGGAUCUCUCUCAACUCUGCUAGAUCGGUUCUUGAUCAUAUACAGGGGGACAACUUACAUGUGAGCUGCUACUACAUUGAUUCCAAUCUAAAUGCAUAUGCGAUAUCCUCUGCUCAGUUGUACUCCAACACUCCUGCAGAUUUUGAUUUCAAACUUGAAAGCCUUGCCGAAGGAUUCGAGACAUUGUCAGACUUUGCAGAACACCUUGCUGGCUCUGUGGACAUAGUUUUCCCUGUCAUACAUGGUCGAUUUGGUGAAGAUGGUGGCAUUCAGGAGCUAUUGGAAAAAUCAAAUGUCCCAUUUGUUGGUACGCGGUCAGAUGAAUGCCGAAAAGCAUUUGACAAGUACAAUGCAUCAUUAGAGCUCUACAGACAAGGAUUUGUGACAGUGCCGAAUUUCUUAGUGCAGGGAACAGAGUUGGAUGAAUCUGAGCUGACAGAGUGGUUUGUGAGAAAUCAACUGGAUCCUAACCUGGGCAAAGUUGUGGUGAAGCCGACAAAAGCUGGGUCAAGCAUUGGAGUAACAGUUGCAUAUGGCGUUGCUGAUUCUCUUAAGAAAGCUAAUGAACUGAUUUCAGAAGGAGUUGAUGACAUUGUACUUGUUGAAAUUUUUCUUGAAGGAGGGAGCGAGUUUACCGCCAUUGUCCUUGAUUUGGGUUCUGCUUUUGAUUGCCUGCCUGUUGUUCUACUGCCGACAGAGGUGGAACUUCAGUUCCAUGGCAGUGCUGACGUGGACGAGAAGGAUGCAAUAUUCAAUUACAGAAGAAAAUAUCUUCCUACACAGCAGGUUGCAUAUCACACACCACCUCGUUUUCCUCUAGAUGUCAUAAAAAGCAUUCGUGAUGGGGCAUCUACAUUAUUCCAACGGCUUGGCCUACUUGAUUUUGCUAGAAUUGAUGGAUGGUUUUUGCCACCAUCUGCUCCUAUAUCUUCUUCAGAGAACAACUUUGGGAAAACCGAGUCGGGUACAGUCAUAUUUACCGACAUCAACUUGAUUAGUGGGAUGGAGCAAACCAGCUUCUUAUUUCAGCAAGCUUCCAAGGUUGGAUUUUCCCAUGCAAAUAUCCUCAGAACCGUUAUUCAACAUGCUUGUUUGAGGUUUCCCAGUGUAGCUUCAUACAACAAUGUGCCAAGUCCGUUGCCUAAACCUAGAACAUCAAGAUUGCCGCGACUCACUGAAGUGUUCCCAAAACGCCAAGAUGCUCGCAAAGUUUAUGUUAUUUUUGGUGGAGACACUUCCGAACGGCAAGUAUCUCUUAUGAGUGGAACUAAUGUAUGGCUCAAUUUGCAAGCUUUCGAUGAUAUUGAAGUAACUCCAUGUUUACUUGCCCCUACAAAUGGUUAUUCAUCCAAGACAGCAUCUGAUAACGAGGAAACGGGUGUGAGCUCCAGAACAGUUUGGUCAUUACCAUACUCUCUUGUGCUGAGACAUACAACAGAAGAAGUUCUUGAUGCAUGCAUAGAGGCUACUGAACCUACUCGGGCAGCAUUGACAUCUCAAUUACGGAACCAAGUGAUGGAUGAACUCAUGGAAGGUUUUAAGCAGCACAAUUGGUUUACAGGGUUUGAUAUAUCUGAUGAACGGCCAGUAAAGUUGACACUCAAGCAGUGGAUUAAACUAGCUAAGGAACUUCAGGCCACAGUUUUCAUUGCAGUGCAUGGAGGCAUUGGCGAAGAUGGUACACUCCAGUCUUUGCUAGAGGCCGAAGGAGUUCCUUAUACCGGACCCGGUAUAAUGGCUUCGAAGACAUGUAUGGAUAAAGUUGCAACAUCUGUUGCCCUUGACCAUCUUGCAGACUUUGGAGUUCUAACUAUAAGCAAGGAUGUGUGGAGAAGGGAGGAUCUACUGAGAAUGCCAAUAACUAAUACUUGGCAGGAGCUGACUGCCAAGCUUCAAUGUGAAACAUUAUGUAUUAAACCAGCCAGAGAUGGAUGCUCUACCGGUGUUGCAAGAUUAUGCUGUCCAGAGGACCUUGCGGUGUAUGUAAAAGCAUUGGAUGGUUGCCUUCUUAGGAUUCCUCCAAAUAGUUUGUCAAAGGCACAUGGAAUGAUCGAGAUGCCGAGCCCUCCACCAGAGCUCUUAAUUUUUGAACCUUUUAUUGAGACUGAUGAGAUGAUUUUCUCAUCCAAAUUCACAAAUGAUAAUGCGCGUGGUAUUUUCUGGAAAGGACAGAGUAGAUGGGUAGAAAUCACUGUUGGUGUACUUGGAAAACGUGGAUCAAUGUACUCAUUGACUCCAAGUGUUACCGUUAAAGAAAGUGGAGAUAUUUUGUCACUUGAGGAAAAGUUCCAAGGUGGAACUGGCGUCAAUCUGACUCCACCCCCGGUGUCAAUAAUAAGUAAUGAGGCCUUGGCAAGAUGUAAACAGCGCAUUGAACUCAUAGCAAACACUCUGGAGUUAGAAGGGUUCUCGCGUAUCGAUGCCUUUGUUAAUGUCGACAGCGGUGAGGUACUGAUCAUAGAGGUUAACACUGUGCCUGGAAUGACACCUUCGACUGUCUUGAUUCAUCAGGCACUGGCUGAGCAACCUCCCAUGUUCCCUCAUCAGUUCUUCCGUACGCUGCUUGAUUUGGCAUCGGAGAGAUCUAUGUAAAUUACUUGUAAGUUGUAAGAAUAUCUCAAUUGUUUCAUUCAACGCAUUUUGUCUUGGAUUCAUCAUCUGGAUUCUGUACGAAUGAAAAGAAAAACCAUUUACUUUUAGACUAUUAUAUUGGCUGCAUGCCAUGAUUCAGUAAGGGGAUAAUGCUGUCAAAAUCUUCGGUUUCUUCCUCUUUUUCCAGGAAUAUGUUGAGUGCUUUGAACAAUUGAAGGAAGCUGUAAAAUUUACUCACUCAGACCUGUAAAUUAGCAAGGCAGUAUACCUUUUCUUGAGUAUAAUUCAUCUCCCCAAAAGUGUUGUACCUCAGUUGUUCAAGUGUUCAUCACGAAUAAUGAUAUGACAAGGAAAAGUGGUUUCUGGUUUGAUUUUGUUCCAA